AUGUAAUAAUCAGACAUUUGCAAAGUUGGAUAAAAUUUUUAAUGGAAUUAAACAAAUGUUUUAGGAGAAGGAAGAAUAAGUGUGAUAUAUAAAGGAUAAAACACUAAAGACAAUACUAUUGUUGCUAUUAAGAAAUUUGGAUCACCAUUAAUUCAUGAUAAAAAUUUUUAUCUAAGAGAACUUCUUAAAUAAGAAGAAUUACUUUUAAGGAUGAUGCAACCAGAAAAUUUUAUUAAAUUUAUUGCUCUUGAAGAAACAUAAAACUCAGUCUAUUGGAUUACAGAAUUUGCAGAAAUGAAUUUAAGAUAGUAUUAUUAUUCUUAUCUUUAGAGAAAUGAAUCUUGCAGAUAAUUGUAGACUUUCAUUAGAUUAAGUGAAAAUUCUUUGUAAAAAUUUAUUGGAUGGCUACCUAUUUAUUAUUAAUUAGAAUGUAUUACAUCAAGAUAUUAAACCAGAAGGAAUUUUAAAGAAGAACAAUUAAUAUUAUUAUUCAGGUAAUUUAUAGUUAUAUAUCUUAUAGAUAUGGGCAAUGGUUAUAUGAUUAGCAGAUUCUUAGGUUAAAAUGAUUAAACAAAUUACUAAUCACCUCAGAAAACACUCAAUCAAAUUUAUACUAGUAAAUGUGAUGUAUGGUCUAUUGGAAUUAUAUUGUAUGAGUGUCUAGUUGGUUCGGGUAAAAUAUAAGUUUACUUUAAGUUCCAAUGAUUUUCAAUAAUGAAACCUAAAUUUCACCUGAAUUCACUAAAACUUAUUCAUAAGAUCCUAUCUAUGAUUUUAUCGUUCAAUGCAUUAAAUAUUCUGAAAGUGAAAGAUUAAGUUGGGAGCAAGUUUAUUAACAUCCUUUUGUCAACAUUUAAUUGGGAAUUAAAGUAGAUGUCAAAAUAGAAUAAACUUAUACAUAAUUUAAGGAAUAAUUCUUAUAAACAUGUAAUUAAGUAGAUCUUUAUUUGUUGAUUGGAAUGAGUUCAUAAAGUGAUAAUACCGAAAAAUUGACAAAAAAUGAGUACUUUUAUUUUAAUCCUAUAUAGAUUUAUUUCAAGCGCAAAAUAAAUUGCAAAAAAUUCCUCUUCUAAAGAAAUUACUUCCCUAUUCUAUGAAAUUGCAGGAUUUAAAGCUACUCAUAUUUCCAAAAAAGAAAUUCAAAAUUGGUUAAAUAGAGUCAAAAAUAGGCUAAAAGGAGAUAGAGGCUAUCAUUAUCCAUUAAUGAAUUUAGAAUAAACAGAAUAAGAUAAUUAAAUUAAAAAUUUGCCUAUUCUAAGAUGGACUACAAGUUUAGAUAAAAAAAAAAUAAAGAAUAAAUCUCUGCUUUCUCCAGAAGUUGUUGAAAUAUUAUUGAGCAUAAAAGCUUCUAUGAAUAAAUUUGGAACAAAAAUAGAUGAACUUUAUUAGAAAUACGAUCCAAAAUCUACAGGAGGAUUAAAUAAAACACAAUUAGAUAAAUUAAUUAUGUAUCAAAACAAAAUUUAUUGUUAGGAAAAUAUAUCCAGAAGGUAAAAAUGAUGUAGUGCUUAGUCAUGUAUUUCAAUUUUUGAAUUAAUUUUAAAACGGUAAAAUAUCUAAAGAAGAAUUUCAAUUUUGUAUUUUUGAAAUUGAUAUUCAACAACUUCAUCAGAUUAAAAAUUGA
Molecule: messenger RNA, 1624 nt
Organism: Paramecium sonneborni
Lineage: Eukaryota; Ciliophora; Oligohymenophorea; Peniculida; Parameciidae
Source: the annotation of a GenBank genome assembly